This is a messenger RNA of Somion occarium, 1294 nucleotides long. The record is from the annotation of a GenBank genome assembly. NCBI's taxonomy places the organism in Eukaryota, Fungi, Basidiomycota, Agaricomycetes, Polyporales, Cerrenaceae.
ACAGCUCCCUGUUCUCCUCGCAGCAGGACGUGUGUUGACUGCGGGUCCUUCUCUUCUGAUAUAAAGUCACGAAUCCGCAGUUCAUCUUAACCCGAGAAUAAACGCUAUCUGACACCUUUGUCGCCUCUUGUCAGACGUCCAUUGGUCAAAUCUUGCAUCCCAACUCCCCGUCUUCCGAGGCUCCUUCCGCUUUUAUCGCCUUGCCCGGCAUUUAUUUACAUUCCUCGUUGCAGCUUUAUACCUGACCAUGAUCAUCCUUGACGAGAAGAUGGCCCUCCCUCCUCCCCCUCCGUAUGCGUUCCCAGAGCCUGUCAGUCCUCCCCCGUUUCCUUUACAGUCUAGGAUCGCACCCACGUUGGCGACGUUGCCUCCACAUCUGCUGCUGCGGAUAGUGUAUGAGACGUUCAGCCAGACCUCUUCGAUUGAACGACAGAGAAAGACUCUGUAUUGGUUAAAUCUCAACUUGCGGAGAGUCUGUCGUGCGAUAUAUGUUGCAUGCAUGCACGUCCUCCGCUCGACCUUCCUACCUGCUUACACAGCACAUAUCCGCCCUCCCUAUACCUCUGACCCAUUCCCCCUAACAUCGCCCACAUCCUCGGUACCAUCUUCUUCGAUCCUUCCGUCAUUCUCCGCUUUCCCCACAGACACCACCCUUUCACCUGUACUUUCUCUUCAACGCGAAACGCGAGUCCUCGAUCUUUUCAUCGCACUCAAAGUUCGAGAAGACGUCUGGCUGGAUGAUAGCGAACUUCAUCUCGAACGCGAUGAGAGUUUCAGGGAUUUGUUCGAUUUGAUGCAGCCGAGAAGCAGGUUGGAAGACUUGGUGAGAGUUUAUGGAGUUAGAGAGGGAGUGGUUAGUGUCCCGGGAGCAAGUGCUUCUCCGGUUACCACAGUCAAAGCAAGGAGCAGUUUGAAAGGACAACUAAACAGCGCCGUAAUGACUGGUGCUGGAUCGAGUGCGGCAGGCGGGCCUUCGAGGAAGCAAGACUUUCUUCCCUCGAUUCCCUUUGCUUCGUUAUCGGUAUCAUUCUCGUCACGUCGAGUGGGUCUCGUACUCACGACUCGCGAACGAAAGAAGACAAUUGUGGAAGUGGAACGGACGAGAGGCGAACGGUUGGAAGUGGCUGCUAGAAAGUUAGCGCAGGAAUUGAAGAUGUGGAUUGCCGCGAUGAGUUAGAGACCAUAGGGCUAUAUGCUAAUGGCACACGGAUAUCUUACUGUACUUUUAUCUACUGGGACUUUUAUGAUGAAUUCGGAUUAACACGCUCGUACUUGGACCCUUCGAUUUGCUUCC